CGCGUGCACUUGGAGUGCGGCGGCGGCCGCGUCAUCGGCCGGUGCCAAAAUCAAUAAUCAGUAUUGUUUAUCGAUUUUUUUCGCUACGUUUUACUACUCAAGCCGUUCUCGCCACCGUCGCGUGAUUCAACAUAUUCACGCGUACUUUUUGAGAGGGUUGUUUUUGCCUUGUGCGCUUAAGGACGAAAACUGCAGCCAUUGCCGGGACGCCACCGGACACCAAGAGUUUACAAUGUCCAACAUGGUGAAUGCUGAAAAUUAUCAAUUAAAAUGGCACAGUCAUGGUGCUCAUUUACACUCUACCAUUGCAACAUUACAUGGCACCUCUGCAUUUACAGACGUAACACUAAGUACAACUGAUGGACAUAAUGUUUCUGCACAUCGCUUUGUGUUAUCGGCUUGCAGUGCUUAUUUACAUCAAGUGUUCCAGAGUUGUUUGUCUAACAAUUUAGUCAUAGUUUUGCCUGCAGACAUAAGUUACCGUACACUAUGCAUACUACUUCAAUAUAUGUACAGCGGUGAGGCAACAGUCACCAAUAGCCAAUUGGACAGAGUAUUGAGAGCAGGAGAAGUAUUGAAAGUAAGAGGAUUGUGUCACAACAAUGAAAACACUGUGGGUGUUGUACCUAGACAACAAACACCUGACAAUAAGGACGAUAAAGCCAAGUCAAAGACUAAAGGGGAUAUGCCUUUAUCAGUUAGGUCAGACGAUAACGAAAAUAAAGAAAAUGAAAAUGAUAAAGAAAACGAUGAGAACGAAAUGAGAAAAGAAAACUCGGAGAAUGAAGAUCCAAUGCAUAAUGCUUUACAGUUGGAGAUUACUGUCAAAGAAGAACCAUUAGAAUGGAAUGAUAAUGAUCGAACUGAAAUGACAAUACAACCAGAACUUUUUUCCAACUACGAUGACGAUGAUGAUGAAGCAGAAACUGACUAUUAUGCACCUUUAACUUGCGAUAUGUGUCAAGAAACAUUCAGAACUCCGGCCCUUUGGGUUAGACAUAUUCAAACUCACGAAUUAGGAUCCAUAACUGAUAUUCCCAAAAGAAAACGUAGAAAAACAACGGAUGAGGAUGAUGGAGAAUUACCACCAUUACGCUGUGAGCUCUGUCAAGAAGAAUACUUAACACCUGGAGAUUGGGUUAGACAUAUACAAAAUGCACACACUGAAGAACAGUUAGCGAUCACAAACAGCUUAGCGAGUGGUGGGUCAGGAGUAAUACCUUCAGUAAAACGUCCUCGGCCUCGAAUAAUGAAUGGGCGUAAAGUAUGCCCUACUUGUACAAAAACAUUCCCGUCUCAUGCCAGUAUGUUAAUACAUAGUCGGACACAUACAGGGGAACGACCCUAUCAAUGCGGAGUAUGUAGUAAAGGGUUCAAUGUCAAGAGCAAUUUACUUAGACACAUGAGAACAUUACAUGAUACAGUAAUAAGUCCUAAUGCUAUGGUAGAGUAUUGCAAUGCUCAGGACGAAGUGCCACCUACAACUUAAGCAUUUUCCACUAUACAUUAAUUGUUUGAUUUUUAGUUUAAGCAAUAACUAUGUUUUUAGAACAGCUACCGAUUAAGAGAUUGCUACACACCUUUUUAUUUUUCACAGAUUCGUAAUUGAACUACAAUAUACUUUUAUUUUAUUGGUAGUUUUUAUUUUUCAUCAACUACCACGCAUUUGUUUACAAUUAUUUUUCUUUAGUUUACUUCAAUAUUAUUGGUUAGCUCAAAAUUAAUACUAUUUCAGUGAAUAGGUCAUAGUAUCUUACUUAAUACUUUGACGAUACCAGAAAAACAAACCAUGAAGACAUUAAAAAAAAAAAAAAACAAAU
Adelges cooleyi (spruce gall adelgid) is the source of this 1820-nucleotide messenger RNA. Its product is annotated as zinc finger protein 629-like. The record is from RefSeq and is a predicted model, not a curated record. Gene Ontology annotation, cellular component: nucleus. The coding region runs from base 233 to 1489 and encodes 418 amino acids. The transcript is spliced from 4 exons. Lineage: Eukaryota; Metazoa; Arthropoda; Insecta; Hemiptera; Adelgidae. Gene Ontology annotation, molecular function: protein binding. Gene Ontology annotation, biological process: regulation of transcription by RNA polymerase II.